Molecule: messenger RNA, 1235 nt
Organism: Arabidopsis lyrata subsp. lyrata
Lineage: Eukaryota; Viridiplantae; Streptophyta; Magnoliopsida; Brassicales; Brassicaceae
Product: probable WRKY transcription factor 46
Exons: 3
Coding region: 205-1038 (277 amino acids)
Biological process (GO): regulation of DNA-templated transcription
Cellular component (GO): nucleus
Molecular function (GO): transcription cis-regulatory region binding; DNA-binding transcription factor activity
Source: RefSeq, a predicted model, not a curated record
GAAAAUCCAUGUCACCCUUUGUCAAUUUCUUCCCAACUUCAUUUCUUUUUCCCCACACCUUCUUGCCUAAGCUUUACCGAUUAAAAAAAUAAACACAAACACACAAGAAAAAAUUCAGAGACACACAUCAUAUAUAUAUAUAUACAUUACACAUAGUCAAAGACGAAGCUCAUAUCUCAUAAAACUCACCAAAGCUUCACUGAUAUGGUAAUGAAGGAAGAGAUGUUAAUGGAAGAAAAGCUUGUGAUCAACGAGCUGGAGCAAGGGAAAGAGUUAGCGAAUCAGUUGAUGAACAAUUUGGAAUGCCCUUCUUCUAAAGAAUUAGACAUGAGUUUGAUCUCUGGAAUCCUCCGUUCUUACGAAAAUGCAAUUGUUAUGUUGAGUCUUGAUCAGAAAACUCUUAAGAGAUCAAGCCCUGGGAGACUUGAUCAGAGUAACAAGAAGAGAAGAACAUCGGAGAAGAAGAUGUCGGAGAAAGUUAAGAUUUGUGUUGGAACAGGACAAGAAGGAACUUCUCUUGAUGAUGGUUAUUGCUGGAGAAAAUAUGGCCAGAAAGAUAUUCAUGGAUCCAAGAACCCUAGAGGAUAUUAUAGAUGUACACAUCGAUUCACACGAGGUUGUUUAGCGGUGAAGCAAGUCCAAAAAUCAGAUGCAGAUCCUUCGUGUUACGAAGUCAAGUAUUUAGAGAGUCACACAUGUAACGCCAAUCUAUCAACCACCAAAUUCUCUGUUUCUGUGCCUAAAGAAGAACCAAAAAGUGUACAUGUUACUGAGAAAGAUAUUUUCGAUGACUUGGAAAACAAGAAAGAUAUUUUCAGAACGUUUUCGUUUUCGUAUCCCGAAACAGAGAAUAUAUCCGAGUGGAAAAAUCUGAUGGACGAUCUGUCUCCUACAACAACAUCUGAAUCUGAAAUCACCAACGAGUUGUUAUAUGCCUCUUCUUCUCCUGUUUCUGUCGCGAAUUCGCCGACGGCUGAUUCAUGUUUCUCUUCUUUGGAAAGUAUUCUCGAUUUAAGUCAUGUUUGGUCUUUGAUGUAAUAAAUAGCUCUCAUUUUGUUCUAGUAGAAUUUUUAGUAGGUGGAAAUAUAACUUCAGCCGGAAGGAUGUGAGUUUUUCAGUCUUUUUCUUCAAAAAAUUCGAAUAAGAUUGUUGAACGCGCCACGUGAUAAUGUGGUUUAGGUAUUCAGGUAAUUGUAACUACAUAUAUAUAUAUAUGUCAAAUAACAGUAAAUAUA